AUGGCUGACAACCCACCGACCGGUCCCGGCUCAUCAAACCGCGGUCGCGGUAGUGGUCGCCGUCGCGGCCGCGGAGGGGCACCUCCCGGCCGCUCGGAGGCCCAACAUAACUCAGAUGGAGCUGGGAAGGGAUCCAAAUCUCGUGGUCGGGGCGGCAAAGCCCCUGGGGACCGCAAAAAGCAAAAAAGUGACGAGGGGCAGCAGAAUAACGAGGCGCAACCAGCAGCUACCGCGACAGUGGGAACGAAACAAGUUGCCGCAGCCACAGAUGAUGCUGACGAUGGAGAGGUUUGUUUUAUCUGCGCCUCAGCGGUUGAGCAUACGUCGGUUUCGCCUUGCAACCAUCGCACUUGUCAUAUCUGUGCGCUCCGCCUUCGUGCGCUGUAUAAAAAUAAGGGUUGUGCUCACUGUCGGACCGAAUCAGCCUUCGUGAUCUUUACUGACGAUCCCGUCCGACGUUUUGAGGAAUUUGACAAGAACGAUUUUGCUCGGACCGAUGACAAUCUUGGAAUUCAAUACGAAAAAGACGACAUUUUUGAAGACACUGUGCUCUUAUUACGGUACAACUGCCCUGAUGAGGAUUGCGAUGUGGCCUGUUUGGGCUGGCCUGACUUGCAUCGCCAUGUUAAGAGCAAGCAUGGUAAGGUGAUGUGUGAUCUGUGUACUCGAAACAAAAAGGUUUUUACACACGAACAUACCCUUUUUACCCCGGCAGAAUUGCGGAAACAUGAGAAGCACGGAGAUGACAAACCAGGUGCAAUCGACCAGAGUGGCUUCAAGGGACACCCGGAAUGUGGUUUCUGUCGCCAGCGAUUUUAUGGCGACGACGAGCUUUAUGCCCAUUGCAGAGAUAAGCACGAACGAUGCCACAUCUGUGACCGCCGCUCUUCACACCGGCAACAACAGUACUAUGUCGAUUAUAAUGCACUUGAGGGCCAUUUCGAAAAAGAUCAUUUCUUGUGCCUUGAUCCAGAAUGUAUGGAAAAGAAGUUCAUGGUUUUCGAGUCUCAAAUGGAUCUGAAGGGACACCAGCUCGAGGCGCAUCCGAAUGGAGUUUCGAAGGAUAUUCGCCGCGAUGCACGGUUGGUCGACCUCAGCGAAUUUGACCUCCGCAGUCCUUACCAGGCACAGCAGCGGCAGCGCCGCGGAGCUGGUCGUGGCCGUGACCCCAAUGCCGAGCCUCUGCCCGUGACGAGUGCCCAGCCACUGCGCCGGGAUCAGUUGGCCUACCAGCGCCAAAUGGAGAUACAGAGCGCUCAAUCAGUCUCAACGCGUAGCUUUGGUGGGCAGCUAACUCGCAAUGAGACGCAAACCGUACGAGCUCCACCUCGAUCAGCGGGCUCUACCCCGGGCCCGAAUUCCUCGCGCUCUGCCCCUCCAACGGCCGAGCUCGAGAACUUAACUCUGGCUACUACUUCUGAGCCACUGAGCUCUCAAGACCAGGCACGUCGGCUGCGCCACACUGCCGUGAUAGAACGGGCGUCGAAUCUGCUGCACAAUGAUGCUACCAAGCUCGCCGAAUUCCGCGGCAGAGUUUCCGGUUACCGUACAUCAUAUAUAACGGCCAUAGAGUUGAUUGAUGCUUUCUUCUCGCUGUUUGAUACCUCGAGCUCUGAAUUAGGCAAGCUUAUAAAGGAAUUGGCCGAAAUUUAUGAAGAAGAAUCAAAACGCAGCCACCUUCUACAGGCUUGGAACGACUGGCGUGCCAUAAAUGAGGACUAUCCCGCUUUACCAGGACCUGGAGGGUUGUUGCCAGGCAUGUCCCCCAGUACUGUGAACACUGGUGGCUCGCGUGUUUUACGACUCAAACAUUCCACUGCCAAGUCUUCACGCUCGGCAGUUGGCAGAAGUGGUGCCAUGCCAUCGUCCUCCUCAUCCGCAAAUCCUUUCCCUCCCCUCUCUGCGGCUGCCGGACCUUCGUCUUCUCGCCGUAACGGUUCCGCCGCUUCCACUCCGUGGGCAUCAGCUGCCCCUCCGAUGCAGCUUGCUCGCCCCAGUGCCCCAAGCGCCCCCAGCCGUUCGUCCUCGUCAACUCCCACUAGCUCCGCACGCAAGCCUGCUCCCAGUGGAGCAGAUGCUUUCCCUUCUCUCCCUGCUGCUGCGAAGCCCAAUGUCAUGAUGGCUGGUAAGACCCGCGGCUACCGUCGCUGGGAUGAGCACCGUGGUCCGGCUCCUACUGCCUGGGGAUCUAACCCAUCAUCUGGUGCUGCUACUCCCGCCGAGCAAUCAGAAUUUGACUUUGAAGACGAGCAAGGCGACGGGAAAAAGGGCAAGAAGAAGAAGGGCAAGCAGACUCUUAUACAUUUCGGCUAA
This is a messenger RNA of Penicillium cosmopolitanum, 2313 nucleotides long. RefSeq names its product E3 ubiquitin-protein ligase HEL2. Gene Ontology annotation, biological process: rescue of stalled cytosolic ribosome; protein ubiquitination. Gene Ontology annotation, molecular function: ribosome binding; ubiquitin protein ligase activity. The record is from RefSeq and is a predicted model, not a curated record. The transcript is spliced from 3 exons. NCBI's taxonomy places the organism in Eukaryota, Fungi, Ascomycota, Eurotiomycetes, Eurotiales, Aspergillaceae. The coding region runs from base 1 to 2313 and encodes 770 amino acids.